This is a messenger RNA of Loxodonta africana (African savanna elephant), 456 nucleotides long. RefSeq names its product thymosin beta 10 (gene TMSB10). The coding region runs from base 91 to 225 and encodes 44 amino acids. The record is from RefSeq and is a predicted model, not a curated record. Gene Ontology annotation, cellular component: cytoplasm. The transcript is spliced from 3 exons. Gene Ontology annotation, molecular function: actin monomer binding. Gene Ontology annotation, biological process: regulation of cell migration; actin filament organization. Lineage: Eukaryota; Metazoa; Chordata; Mammalia; Proboscidea; Elephantidae.
CGCCGCUCUUUUGUCUCUUGCUGCAGCGGCGCGAGUGGGAGCACCCGGAACCUCGGCUGGGAGCGGGACGCCUCGGAUCGUUUUAAGAAAAUGGCAGACAAGCCGGACAUGGGAGAAAUCGCCAGCUUCGAUAAGGCCAAGCUGAAGAAAACGGAGACGCAGGAGAAGAACACCCUGCCGACCAAAGAGACCAUUGAGCAGGAGAAGCGGAGUGAAAUUUCCUAAGAGCCUGGAGGAUUCUCCAACCCCGUCAUCUUUGAGACCCAAGUUGUGAUGUGGAGGAAAAGCCACCUGCAAGAUGGCACGAGCGACAAACUGCACUGUGAACCCGGGCACUCCGCUCCGAUGCCACCGGCCUGUGGGUCUCUGAAGGGACUACCAAAUUCUCCGGUUUGCCCUGGAUAUUAUAGAAAAUUAUUUGUAAUGAUUAAUGAAAAUAAAACACACCUCGUGGCA